Molecule: messenger RNA, 2012 nt
Organism: Drosophila guanche
Lineage: Eukaryota; Metazoa; Arthropoda; Insecta; Diptera; Drosophilidae
Gene: Tango5
Product: vacuole membrane protein 1
Exons: 5
Coding region: 141-1700 (519 amino acids)
Source: RefSeq, a predicted model, not a curated record
GCCUUAUGAAUCAGGCACCCACAAUCUUUACAGCACCCCGUUUUGUUUUUAAUCAGUUUUUUUUAGUCAGUGUUUUUUAAAGUCAGUUGCAAAGCCGAUAAUCGAAAGAGUGCUUCUUGCUCCGCUUGCAAACCGCUUAAAUGUCACAACACUCGAAAAGGGAAAAGGAAACAGCAGCCACCAACACGAAAAGUCAUGUCCAAAGCACACGCCACACGAGUGGCAGUAGCAGCACGAAUAAACACGGCCACAAAAAGCAGAUGCCCAACGGCACUCUAAAGGCCAAUUCCAAUAAUAAACUUAACCAAAACUCCAACAGCAUUAUGCAGGCCACAGUGUCGGGAUCAGGAUCAAGCUCCUCCAUUUCCCCCUCGUCGUCGUCACCCCAGCUGUCGCAGGUACACGGAAAGAUUCAAAUGAGCAAAAAGGAGAAGAACCAAAAAGAAAAACAGCGUGAAAGAGAGCGGAUCGAGCGCGAGCAGCUGGUGCUCUGGCGUCGACCCCUGGAUACGUCCAUGUAUUGUGGACUCGAACUGCUGGCGCUGUUUCGCACAUGGAGCGCAAGAUUGGUGCAGCAACGCCUCCUGCUAGCCGCUCUGAUAGUAUUAGGCAUUUUAUUUAGUGUAAUUUACAGAAUAGAUGGACCACAUCAGCUGGCCAUUGAGCUAGUGCGUCGUAACACCUGGUUCUUUGUCUACUGGCUGGGUCUGGGCGUGCUCUCCUCCGUCGGACUUGGCACCGGACUGCACACGUUCCUUCUAUAUCUGGGGCCUCACAUAGCCAGCGUCACGCUCGCCGCAUACGAGUGCAAUUCCCUGAAAUUCCCGCGCCCUCCCUAUCCAGAUGACAUCAUCUGCCCGGAGGAGCCGUAUGAUAAGCGAGUGCCCAAUCUGUGGGCCAUCAUGUCAAAAGUUCGACUGGAGGCAUUCCUUUGGGGCGCUGGCACGGCCCUAGGAGAACUGCCGCCUUACUUCAUGGCCAAGGCGUCACGACUUUCCGGCUACGAUCCGGACGAUGCAGAGGAGCUGGCCGAGUUUGAGGCCCUGAACGCCAAGAGGAACCAAAAGAACCUCAGCCUGAUGGACAAGGGCAAGCUGUUUAUGGAGCGCGUGGUGGAGCGCAUUGGUUUCUUUGGCAUCAUGGCCUGUGCAAGCAUUCCCAAUCCCUUGUUUGACUUGGCUGGCAUCACCUGCGGCCAUUUCCUAGUGCCAUUCUGGACCUUUUUUGGCGCCACACUUAUCGGCAAGGCCAUAAUCAAAAUGCACAUACAGAAAAUUUUCGUGAUAAUUGCCUUCAAUGAAACGCUGAUCGAGCGGGCAGUAGAUCUUCUGGCCUCGCUGCCCUACUUUGGUCAUAAGCUGCAAGAGCCCUUUAAGGCUUUUCUCAAAAACCAAAAGCAGCGCCUCCAUCGACAGCAGCGUGGUGCCGGCCAAGGUGCCGGGAUUGGUCCCGAUUCAGGCAAUCUGCUAUCAAAGAUUUUCGAGACGUUUGUAAUAGGAAUGGUGUGCUAUUUUGUCGUGUCAAUUGUUAACUCUCUGGGGCAAAGCUAUCACAAGCGUCUGCACCGAAAGACUCCGUCACCGGUAUUAGCAACGGGUCCACUCCCGACCUCGGCGGCGGUCAAGGUAAUACCAGUGCCUGCGACCACGCCCACCGCCACAUUAAAGAAGCAUGCCAAGCAGCGCGCCCUACGCGAAUAGGAGGCUUCCAACCAAAAUUCCAUACCGCAAGCCCAAUAUAUCUUUUGUUGAUAGAUUUUCCUGACCCUCCUUCCCCAAACACACACCAAAACACCUAUUGUUUCUUCGUGCCCUUGUUUUAGUCAAAUUGUCAACUAUGAAGUGUACGGUUCGUAUGGGAUAUGCAUACGGUUUGUAGAGAACGGAGGCGGAGCUCGACAACUUAGUUUAAGAUAAAAAAGUAAGAAAAGAUAAGUGAAAAAGCGCAUGGAGCAAUUUAAUUACUAGUAAAAAAUUUAAAACAAAUAUAGAAACAACAAAAAUAAGUAGAAA